CAAGUUCCGCAUACUCAUAGAAAUUCGUAUGCGUACUACCCAAAUCAGAGGCAGACUUGUAGGAAUUUUUUUGUUUUUCCCCAAGUCCAAGGCGUACCUAAAUACCACAAACAGCAGCAGCAGCAGCAGCAGCAGCAGCAAAGGAAGAGUAAAGUGCUCUCGCCCUCUUCUUACUUACCCCUUCUUCUCCCUAAUCUUUUCUUCCUCCUUCCUCUGCCUUCCUUGGAAACAACAGCAACAAAAAAAAAAGAAAAGAUCGAUAACGAAGGAAAUCGAUGGCGGAUCUGGAGCGCUCACCGUCGUCGCGAUGGGGGGAGUCGCUGCUGCUGCGGGCGCUGAGCAAGCGGCGGACGUGGGUCUUCCUCUUCCUCCUCGUCUACGCCCUCCUCCUCUCCUCCUCCUGGAACCUCCUCCUCUCCAUCCGCUCCUGGUACAACUCCGCCGCCGCCUCCGCCUCCUCCCCCGCCGCCGCCGGCUGGCCGGCCCUCUACGCCUCCGUCCUCUACGGCGGGGUCUUCGGCCUGCUGUCCAUGGGGGCGACGCUGGCGGUCGCCGUGCCGGCCACGUUGGUCACCUGGAUCACGAUCCUCGUGCUGCUCGCCUUCGCCGGCAAGCCCCGACGGGCGCUGGUGGCCGAUGGCCGCCGGAUCACCGCCGACAUCACCGGCUUCGCGUUCAAGACCCUCAUCCGAGAGGGAAACCUCGUCGCCGCCAUCGGCGCCGUCCUCAGCUUCCUCGCCCUCCUCCUCCGACGGAGACGAGGCGGAGGUGACGACCAAGAUUUGUAGUUCUUCGUCUGUAUUUUCUUUUUCUUUCUUUUUAUUCCUUGUUUUUUUUUAUGUAAUUUGGAUGGUCAGAGGAUUUUGUUGUAAUUUUGGAAGGUGGAUUUUUUCCCCCUUUUCUUGUUUAAUUUAAUAGUAAUUAAUGACGGAGGCCAAGUGUGUGGAAAUUUUAGCA
Elaeis guineensis (African oil palm) is the source of this 957-nucleotide messenger RNA. RefSeq lists its product as uncharacterized. Lineage: Eukaryota; Viridiplantae; Streptophyta; Magnoliopsida; Arecales; Arecaceae. The record is from RefSeq and is a predicted model, not a curated record.